CCUCUUGGUGGCUGCGCGCCCGCAGCGCCAGAUGCGGAAAAGGCGCUGGCUGGAACGCCUUGCGCCAAGGUGCGUGUUGCUUCCUGGUUUCCGUCCUCAGGUACAGAUCGGGAGAGGCGGAGGCUGCUUUUUCCUCUCCUGUGCCAAGGAUUGGAGAGCGAAGGCAGGAGGGUGAGUCUCGCAGCCAGGCUUUGCCCUAGACGAGGGACACUCACACAACGCGCCGUCGCGAAGUGCCGGCCCCAUAUUGUGACUCUAACGCUUGCGCUCGGGAGAAAGUUUACACGGGAGAGUGGAGCCCCCUGUCGCUUUCACACAACUCGCUCGCCCCGCAAAUAAUCUUGCACCGUUGGGACUCCUUCACUGAAAUUGCAAGAGGCUUCUCUGAAGUUUGUAUCUCCGGUGUAGUCAGUUUCGGUUCCUGUGCAAUUUUGAGCACCGGAUAAAUGCUCCCCCUCUUUGGCACAAGGGUACAAGUCAUCCGGCUUUGAGAGAGAAAGAGAAAGCGUGUGUGUGAACAGAGAGAGAAAGAGAAAGAUCAGUAGGACUUUGCCCUUCUUUCGGUCCUGGCGUCUCUUGCUCACUUUCCUCUCUGCAAGAUUGCCCGUCGAGGGCUGAAUGCCGCGCUGUGGCAUUUGAAUCGGGGCUUGCAAGCAGGGCCGGAUUUAGGUUUGAUGAUGCCCUAAGCUUCUAAAGGUAAUGGGGCCCUUUAUAUGUCCAGCUGUACUUGUCAACAACUAAUUGUUGCUGUUUUUUGUGUUGAAUAUAUGCUAUAUGGUAAUUUAUGGACCUAAUAGGUAUCUAAAGCCAUUUUCACAUAACAAAAUAUGCAUUUUAUCAAAGUAAUUGUUGAACUGAAAUAUAAUUAAGAAGAAGUAUAUUAAUAGUGAAAUAAUUAUGAUUACCAUAUUUAUUAUAAUUAUUUCACUAUUAUUUAUAAUUUUUAUCAUAUUUUUUUGGAAAUUUACAUCCAGUUUUUUCUCCUUUAAAUUUUUGGGGGGCUCCCAAGAGAGUGGGUCCCUAAACUAUAGCUUGUUUAGCUUAUACCUAAAUCCGGCACUGCUUGCAAGGCUAAACUCCAGAAACAGUGGCUUGUGGGCAGGGCGCUGCUGGAUGAGGCCUCUUCCCCUGCUGCCUUGCCUGGAAUCCAGGGGGGUUUCCUCAUAUGCUUUGCCUUUGGGAAGCAAUGACUUGCAGAGGAAAGAGGAAGCUGCCAGCAGAUGCCCAUCAGCUCAAACAGAUGAGUCCUGAGGCACCAGGACAGAGGCCAGCGCUUAAUGGUGUGCUCAGCUGAGAUCCAGCCUCUCAGACCAGGCAAGCUGAGGCAGAGCUAUGGCCAGCAACAAAGAGAUUCUUCGUGUGGUCAAGGACUUAAAGAAUACCGUGACCGAGUUAAACAAAAACUACCGGGAGCAGGGACUACCGGUGACGGACGGGAGUCGGGAGUUGCAGCAGUUCUGUGCCCAGCUGGAGUUCCUGUUGCAGUAUGAUCUGAAGGAAAAGAGAAACCUCUUUGGGCAAAGGAAAGAUUACUGGGACUUCCUGAGCCGAAUCCUGACCAGGCUACACAGUGGUGUGCAUGCAGGGGUGCAACACGUCACCUCCCUCGACAAACUGAAAACAGCCAUGGGGAAGGGCCGUGCUUUCAUUCGUUAUUGCCUGGUCCAUCGGCAGCUGGCGGAGACCUUGCAGCUUUGUUUCAUGGAGCCAGAAGUCAUCAGUGAGUGGUAUUAUGCACGCAGCCCUUUCUUGGAUCGAAAGUUGUGGACGGACAUCUUGGGCUUCCUCUAUGAGCUGGAUGGCAUAGCCUUUCACCUGGCCCUGCGCAGAGUAGACCUGGAUGCUGCCUGGCCCGUGGUCUCUGAGGCUUUGCCACGAUGUUCCAACCCAGCUGCUAUGCACUCCCAGCAGAAGGCAGCAUCCUCUGAGGUUGGGAACCCAAACAGAAACUGCGCAAACCACCAAGGGGCCACCAAAGUUCACGAGAGCUCACCAAGAACCGCUAGUGACCAACAUGCUGUUGAGCCAAUUGCUGAUGAUCGACUCAGUGCUGGGCUGGAAAACUCAAUGGAGAAAUGGGUUGGGAUCUGGAGAAGCAGGAAGAACAGUCUGCUGCAGAUAGGUGCUCUCUUGAAGCUGAGUCAUUUUAUGGAAGUGGAUCCAACUGCUGACAGGGAGGUGCAGAAGGGAAAUGGUGAGCUGCAGGCCCAAGUGGAGAAGCUGAGCAAGGAGCAGCCAGGAAGCAUCUCUUCCACCAAGGAACGAUGUUCCCUGCUUCAUCAGGCAGAUCAUUGCCUGUGUGGAAAGAUGGAGAGCCCACCUACUGAAGGUGACACCAGGUGGAAGCAGGACUUCAAAACGCUGAUGUGGGAGCUUGCUGCUUUGCGGCAAAAGUUGGCCCAGCAGCAAGAGGAGAAUGCAUCUCUGAGGCUAACCCUUUUGGAGGAAAACCAGCUUCUGAAAGAGGAGCAGGCAAAACAUGAGCAGCAACACAAGGAGAAGAUGGAUGAGCAGGAAAAACAGCAGCAGGAGUUGGCCAAAGCCAUCAAGGCCCUCAGGGAGGCAGAGGACAAGGUUGCCAACCUGACUGGCGAAUGCCAGGAGGCCUGGUCCAAGAGAGAUGCCGCCGAGAGGUCUCUAGAGGAGGCAGAGCAAAGGCUGAGUUCUCAGGAGGCAGAGAGGAGGAAGCACUUGGCAGACAUUGAGGCCCAAGAGUUAAGGCGCCAGCAUCUGGCCUCUCGGUGUCAGAGCCUGCAGGAGAAGCUGAAGGCAUGCGAAGAGAGCUUGGAGAAGUGGGAAGCCCAAGGUAUGAAAAGCCAAGGUGGCCAGCUGGGAAUGAAUGAGGAGCAGUCAGAAGGCAUGAGCUGCAGGCCAGCAGAAAGGGAAGAACAUCCAGCCAUGUUGGAAUGGGGUCCUCUAAGGGGGAAACUGGAGAGGAGCCUUGCUGAGAUACAGGUACUAGAGAGGGAGAAGGAGACUCUUAUGGAAACUCUGGUGUCCCAGGAGAAAAGUCUGGUGUUUUCAAAACUAGAGGUUCAGGACCUUCAGAAGGAGCUGUCGGCAUGUCAGGAGCAUGUUGCCACUCUCCGGACAUCUCUGGAGGAGCAGGGUAAGGCCCUGAGGGUCAAGGAAGAAGCAGCUCAAGGUUUGCAAAGAGAGUUGAAUGACCAGUUGGCCCAGCUACGGGACGCCCUGGAGAAAAACACUAUGCUGGAGGCUCGUUUAGAGGAAGCGGCCAGCAAGAAGUCUCAGCUGGAAGCUCAAGCUGUUGAGGAGCAGGCCAGGUGUGAAAGCACUUUGCAGGAACUAGGGAACCAGCUGGGAGCUUUUGAAAAGGAGUUGGCCACACUGCAAGAGGAGAGGCAGCAGCUGCGGGCCACCUUGCAGCAAGCCCUCAAAGAAAGAGAGGCCUUGGCGACUCAAGCUGAGAGCAUGGCUUCUGCUCUGGAUGGACGGACCCAGGAGGCUACACAGCUUCGGAAAGAGCUGGAGGAGCUCAAGGCCACCAGCAAAGCACAACAGACAUCCUUGCAGGAGACAAAUGAAGUAGUGGCCUCAGCCCUCAGGGGAGAGUGCCUGCAGCUGAGAAAUCAACUGGAGCAACUGGAGCAGGAGAAGAUGCAGGCCACAAACAUGGCGGAGCAGCUGAGUGAAGACUUGGAGCAGGGCUGGGAAUGGCCCAGGGAAGAAGGUGCUCUAGAGAGGACAUGGCUUCCUUCUGUCCCUGUGCUGGACUCAACCUGUGGAGCCAGAGAUGAAAAAGGCAGGGACCUGGUCAGGAAGAGGGGCAUCACUGAGGAAAACAGCCAUGGAGGAGCAGGGUCACCGCCAAUGAACACAGAGCUUCUUCAGGUCGAUGUGCUACAAGAUGCAGCAAGUCCUGUCAAGAAAGGGGCCGGUGCUAAGCCUUGUGCAGAAGCCCAUGGGAAGUGUCUAACUUACCAUCUGAAGAAAAUGACGGCUGACGUGCAGCAAGCAAAGCAAAUGUUUGUUGCAAAGGAACAAAGAAUGAUGCAUCUGAUGGAGCAGCUGAGCCGGUCUCAGCAGGAAAAGGAACAGUUGCUGCUUUUGCUGGAGAAAAGCCAACAGGAAUCGGAGGAGAAGGAGAAGAGGUACAAAGGGGAGCUGUCAGAACAGGGGGAGAUCAUUUGCAACAUGAAAGGAAAACUGCUGGAGUUACUACGGGAAAAAGAUGCCCUGUGGCAAAAGACAGAAGGCAUUGCCUCCACAACAGUAUCUCCAGCUCCUCAGAACCCAGGGGUGUGUGUUCAGUGCAAAAAGGAUUUCAGGCUCAUGUCACGCCGAUACCAGUGCAGGUUGUGUCGGAGCAUCGUGUGUCAUGCCUGCUCGGUGAGCAGUGGGCACAAGGAGCGCUCCUGCCUUCCCUGCUACCAGAAGAGAAAUGGACAAGGCACCUGACCAGAGGGCUCAGCAAGGCAGCCCAUUCCCCCCAGCGGUACAGACACUACAAGUCCAGAAAAUGGCUCCCUCCCUGAGUGUCAUGUGGGAAUGGAUGUGACUUAUGUUUGGGCAUUGGUUGCAGCCUCCUCCGAAUGAAGAGGAGCAUAUGGUGGCAGUUGCAAUGACAGACACUGCAAUGACAGCAAGGAAAUAGCUUAGAAAUUAAGUUUGUAUCAGGGAUGACUCUAAAUAUCCAGCGGGUUCCAGUGGUGUAGCAGCAUCUCUCAUUCUUUCCAGAUCCAACACUAUUAGUUAGAAGUCUGUUUUUAUCUGGCAUUUCUGUGAGGCAGGGGUCGGCAAAGUUUUUGUGACUUGAGCCGGUUUACGGUCCCGCAGACGCUACAGUGGGCUGGAGUGCACACACAUGCAUGUGCAAAUGCUAUUUCUGGCACUUCUUCCGGCCUGAAGGAGGCGUGCACAGCUUCCCAUUGGCUGCAGAAGCAUCCUGCAGCCAAUGGGAAGCCAGCCAGCGGUGCAGAAGACAGUCCCCGCUCUGCUCCACACCGGUGUAGCACGGCGCACGGGAGCUGACCAAAUGGGUGGCAGGGGUCCCCGAGCAGGUGGCAGGGGUCCAUGGGCUGGUUAAACGACCCCCAUAGGCCUUAGGUUGCUGACCCGGUUGCCCGGCACUCAGCCAUUUGCCUUCAGCCCCUGCAACUGAAUAUUUCCCAAACUUCUCCUUUGCGGGAUACCAUGCAUUGACCCAACAAACAGUUGCUGUGGUUGGUUGGAGGUGCUGGGGACAGCAGGCACAUGAAGCAUGAAUAAGGCCAUCGUCCAAAUGAACUGACACAGUCGAUCAUUAAAGUUGAGCAUAUGGAAGCUGGCAAACAUGGGAUGUGAAAGUGAGCGACUUCAUGAGCAGUUGCCCUGUUCUCUCUCAGCAGCAUCACAGAAGGAGAAAUUUUGUAGGAUAAUGCUGUGCCUACGCCAAAUUCCCAAGCUAGUCCAGGGAAGCAUUUUGCUUCCUACUGUACAGUUUCCUACUGCAGGUGGUGGGAACUCCUGAGGCAGCUGGGAAGAUGACUGAUCAAGAAGAAUUAUGGGAGGGGAGGAGUCCCCAUCGCCACCAUGGAUGGCAGGUGUCAUGCCCCCAGUUCACUGUACUUUAUUUAUUUUUACUCUGAAAAUCACUACUGGAAAAUGGAAUCCAUAAUUGAAUCAUGUAAUUGCUGUGGAAGAAAUGAUUAUUUAUGGGGUGGAGCAUUCAGAAAUUAAAUUUUAAAGAAAA
This is a messenger RNA of Zootoca vivipara (common lizard), 5692 nucleotides long. RefSeq names its product RUN and FYVE domain containing 4 (gene RUFY4). The record is from RefSeq and is a predicted model, not a curated record. NCBI's taxonomy places the organism in Eukaryota, Metazoa, Chordata, Lepidosauria, Squamata, Lacertidae.